AUGCCUGUCGCGGAGAGUACUGCGGAACCCGAGGGUUCAGACGGCGACCAUUCAGUGAGGAGGAAUCCAGCGGGAGUUGUGGGGAGUGCUGAAAUGGGAGGUCCGCUGUCGGGUGUGGGAGGAACGGCAGACGGUGCGCACGCGCUCCCGCAUGUCGCGGCUGAAAUCACGGAUCCACGUGACGGAGUCUCGUUGGAUGCGGACGAGGGCGACGGCGCCACGUGUACGAAACUGGACACAGAGGAAGAGAUGAAAUCUCUGUCCCGCGUGAUCGCUGCUUAUUUGAACUACCCCUUUGCUGCUGAGUGGACAGUGCAGCGGUGGGAGCGAGCCUAUGCCAGGCUGCCGCCACGUCAGCAGGCUCUGCUGUCGCACCUGCCAGCCAAGUAUGCCUCCAUUCGCAUGCGUAUAGCCCACAAUGCCCGCUUUCUCACAGAAAUGCUGCAAGCGUUUGAGCCGCCUUUCCCUCCCCCUCAGUCUUCCAUGGGUCAUGAUGGGGAUGCUUGUCAACAUAGCCAUGCCCAUACGCAUGACCCCACCCAUACGCAUGACCAUGCCCAUUCCCAUGCUCACUCACACUCUGACCAGCAUCAUUACUAUCAGCAGCUGCACCACCCCGAGCAGCAACAACAGCAGCAACAGCAGCAGCAGCAGCAGCAGCUGUGUAACGAAGAUUUCUCAGUCAGGGGUCUUAUACCUGCGCCAGAAACUGUCAGGAACCUUCCUGUAAUGGAUGAGUCCAUGGAGAUGGACGGUCAACAGCACCUGAUUGAAAACGGUGAUGAGGGGAGUGGAGGAAAGGGGAAGAACAGCACGCAUGACAAUGCUACUGUGCCUUUUGAGUCGACUCAAACGUCGCCUCGUAGCAACAGUUCUAUUCCUGCUACUCGUGAGGGAGGAGAGCAGCUCACGAAAGGAGGGCCAACUGCAUUGGUUCCAGCAGCAGCAACCCAGCAUCUGUCACACGAGCUUUCACAUGAUGUAACCCGAGUUGUAACUCAGGGUGUAACUCCUGCAGCAGCUCCGAGUCAACAAUCCCCAGGUGUACCUGGGUUAUUUACCCAUGUGCCUCGGGUGUAUCCCCCUCCCUGGUUCCCCUUCCCUCGGGAUCUUCCGGACGUGCCUCCUGCUGACGUGGACAAGGUUCGGUGCGUGCUUCGGAACAUAGUUCGGGAUUGGGCGGCGGAGGGCGUGGCAGAGCGAGAACAGUGCUAUGCUCCCAUCUUGAGGGAGCUUCGUAGGAAGUUUCCUGAGCUGAGGAAAGCAGAUGGGAACAGCAGCCCAGGACAACAAGCAACUUCAGAGCAGAAUGAGAAGCAGCAGGAACAGCAGAAGCAGCAGCAGGAACAGCAGGGGCAGCAGCAGGAACAGCAGAAGCAGCAGCAGGAACAGCAGAAGCAGCAGCAGGAACAGCAGAAGCAGCAGCAGGAACAGCAGGGGCAGCAGCAGGAUUCCCUUCACCCGUCCCAUCCUCACACCCCUACCUGCCUGGUUCCAGGAGCAGGCUUAGGGCGACUUGCCCUAGAAAUUUCUUGCCUGGGAUUCGAAACCCAAGGGAACGAUUUUUCAUAUUACAUCCUCAUCUGCUCGGGUUUUCUCCUCAAUUACCCCGAGUUUUCUGGGCAGUUCUGCAUCUUUCCCUGGAUCCUCUCCAGCUCGAAUAACCUGACUGACGAGGAUCAGCUUCGGCCUGUGCUUGUCCCGGACCUGGUGCCGAGCCUAGCGGGAAUCACCGAUGGAUUCUCCAUGUGCGCAGGCGAUUUUGUGGAGGUUUACAGUCACCCAGAGCAGAGAG
Molecule: messenger RNA, 1795 nt
Organism: Closterium sp. NIES-65
Lineage: Eukaryota; Viridiplantae; Streptophyta; Zygnematophyceae; Desmidiales; Closteriaceae
Source: the annotation of a GenBank genome assembly